This is a messenger RNA of Linum trigynum, 1588 nucleotides long. The record is from the annotation of a GenBank genome assembly. NCBI's taxonomy places the organism in Eukaryota, Viridiplantae, Streptophyta, Magnoliopsida, Malpighiales, Linaceae.
UCUAUUCCGCUGCUUAACGAAACUUGGGCGAGCCCUCAUUCAUUUUCCUUUCAACCCAAGCGAAAGUCACCGUCACAUUUCCGCGGGUAAUUCUCCACUUCUCUCUCCAUCUCCUAAUCUGCUGUUUACCGCCGGCGACGAGGUCCUCUCGCAUGCAUCGCAAUCUGCGGAAUCUACGAUGGCCGCUUCCCUGACGCGAUCCUUAAUUUUCCCUCUCCCGGGCCAAAUCUCCGCUAAACCCUCGCGCUCGACGCACUCGCCGCAGUCGUUGAUUUCCGUCAGACGGCACUGCGGCGUGUCGGUGCGAGCCUCCACCUCAGGCUCAGGCAACAACAAAUCGUACGAGGGCAAGAAUGGCACGCAGGCGUUGGAGUUGAAGGUGGGCGAUGGAGCUGUUCCCGCUGCCUGCGAUGUGCUCACCAAGGAUUCGCUUCCGAGGCCCUUGACGUCGGCGCGACUGGCUAAUUCAGGCUCCGGUGGUUCUCGCCUCCGCGUUGCUUAUCAGGGUGUUUGUGGGGCGUAUAGUGAAUCUGCUGCUCAGAAGGCAUAUCCCAACUGUGAGGCAGUGCCGUGUGAUCAAUUCGAAACUGCAUUUGAAGCAGUUGAAGGCUGGACUGUGGACAGAGCUGUGUUACCCAUUGAAAACUCUUUGGGUGGGAGUAUCCACAGAAAUUAUGACCUGUUACUCCGACACAAGCUGCAUAUAGUGGGAGAAAUAAAAUAUGCUGUUCGUCAUUGCUUGCUAGCGAAUCCAGGUGUCAAAGUUAAUGACUUGAAGAGGGUUCUAAGUCAUCCCCAGGCUCUUGCUCAAUGCGAGUAUACAUUAACGCGGUUGGGAUUGGUGAGAGAAGCAGUGGAUGAUACUGCUGGUGCAGCAAAGUAUGUUGCACUCAGCAAAUUGGAGGACACAGGAGCUGUUGCUAGUUCGGCUGCAGCUGAAAUCUAUGGCUUAGAUAUAUUAGCAGAAGACAUUCAGGAUGAUUCUGACAACGUGACAAGAUUUCUGAUGUUGGCGAGGGACCCUUUAAUUCCGGGAACGUACCGUCCUUUCAAGACAAGCAUUGUCUUUUCACUUGAGGAGGGACCUGGAAUACUGUUCAAGGCUCUUGCAGUUUUUGCAAUGAGAGACAUCAACCUUACGAAAAUCGAGAGCCGCCCUUGGAGGCGGAGUUCUCUGAGACCUCCUGGAGAGAACGCCAAUGGACUUCAGAAAUGCUUUCACUAUAUGUUCUAUGUCGAUUUCGAGGAAUCAAUGGCUAGUGAUAAUGCUCAAAACGCCCUCAAACAUCUGGAAGAGUUUGCAACUUUCUUGCGAGUUCUUGGGAGUUAUCCCGCCGAUACUACCAUGCUAUAAUGACAUUCCCAUACAGUAAAUACUAAAUACGCAUUACCCUAUCAAUUGCUUUGCUUAUGCUUCAUUUCUUCAACCACCUUAAAUCUUCUCUGGUUGUGGUUUCUAAUCCAGGUGAUGAUCGGCUUAGACGAGAAACCUGGGUGUUUCGAGCCUCAACUUAGCUACUUCUUGGAUGUUGCCUUGCCCGUAAUUACAGAACGUUUUUGCAGAGAUGAAUAGAUCUUAAAGCAGCAA